This is a messenger RNA of Rubroshorea leprosula, 763 nucleotides long. Lineage: Eukaryota; Viridiplantae; Streptophyta; Magnoliopsida; Malvales; Dipterocarpaceae. The record is from the annotation of a GenBank genome assembly.
UAUGAUUUUGAUUACUGAUCAAUGAUUGUGAAUUUGUAGAGCCGUUCAGGGCUUUCACCUCUUCCUCCAGAACUAGUUGCUCUCAACUAUGGUUGUGAUGCAAAUCAUGAUAUCUCUCUUGCUAUAGUUACUAGACCCAGUUUUAAGGAAUUGAAGAGGGAAAGGAGGGACAUUGGCCAUGGCAGUUGAGCUUAACAAGCAACAUGAGGAAGUGAAGCAGGAAAGAAGAGGAGUGAAGCAGGAAAGAAGAGGAUUUAGCAAGAGAUUGGCCACCAUUUGCCCCAGUUGUUCAUAAUGAUAUUGCCAAUGAUAUGCUCAUUUAUUGACAAAAGUUUAUGUUUAUUGCCCUUCCAUCAUUCUUAGGAUUGGUUCUGUGCUUUUUUUGGAAUGACAUAACUGCUACUGCAGCAUGCAUCGAAGGGGAAAGAUGGAAGCAUCAUACUGGGGAAUUGGAUCUCGUCUUCCCAUCAUGGUGACAGUUCGCAACAUCUUAUAAGAACUAAAGAUCAAACAUUACUGUUUUGAACAAAUACACAAUUAUCAAAAUAUCAAAAACAUGUUCAUAUCUGUUUAUGCCUUAUGGUGAACAAAAGGGAAAAACUCUUGAGAGGAAACAGAGAUUUGACCCUAAAGAUUUUGCUGAUUGUGUUUUCACUGGUUCUUACUGGGAUUACCUAAUGCAUGGAAUGAGAUUAUGUAUGCAUAUUUGUUGAGCAGUUGUAAAAAUCUUUGUGAUCCAUCUAAACCUUCUUUUUGGAUAUCU